Molecule: messenger RNA, 1569 nt
Organism: Rhododendron vialii
Lineage: Eukaryota; Viridiplantae; Streptophyta; Magnoliopsida; Ericales; Ericaceae
Product: transcription factor bHLH79
Exons: 6
Coding region: 434-1261 (275 amino acids)
Biological process (GO): regulation of DNA-templated transcription
Cellular component (GO): nucleus
Molecular function (GO): protein dimerization activity; DNA-binding transcription factor activity
Source: RefSeq, a predicted model, not a curated record
GAUGCAUCCAGCGGGUACCACGUGGUACCCACCCGGCACUGAAAAUUUUUCCGAGCGAGCCUCUCCCGAUACCAUGCGCAGCGAGUGCAGUGCGCACUCCCACUCGGCUCUUCCCCAUCUCUGAAGCUUCACUUUCAGAUCACUGUUUCUCUCUCCCUAACUUCGCUUUCACACACUCUCUCUCUCUCUCUCUCUCUCUCUCUCUCUCAAUCAGCUCCUUAAAUAGCACAGUAACCUCCUCACUCACUCCUUAACACUCCCCCUGAUAACUAACCAAAAACCUAGGGUUCCAAUUCCUCCCAAGUCUUAUCUCCUUCAGCUACAAUACAUACAUACAUUCACACAGACCCUACAUAAAUAUACAUAUACAUAAUACUCACAUGUGUGAUUGUGUAAGCGAGAAUUUCGAGUGAAUUGUGAAGAAUUCAUUGAAAUGGAUCCUCCGAUAAUCCACGAGGCAUCCUUCUCCGCGGCCAACCCGUCGUCGUACAGCCUGGCCGAGAUUUGGCCGUUUCCGAUUAACAACGGAAGCGGUGGGUUGGGGUUGAGAAUGAACAAUUUGAGCGGAUUCGGAGAGGCGACGUUGAAUCGGGACGCUUCGGUGGACGAAUCCACGGUUACGGAGCAGAGCGGCGGCGGUGGGAGGAGGAAGCAGCAGCGGAGGGAGGCGAAUUCGGAGGAUGAGUCGUCGAAGCUCGUUUCCACUAGCAGUGGCAAUGAUAUGAACAAUUCAAAUGGUAAACGGAUGAAAACAUCCAGAUCCAGAGAUGAAAACGGCGUCUCAAAAUCUGAAGAUGAAGAAAAUUCAGGGCUGGGGAAAAAUCCUGCUGAGCAAAGAACAAAAUCUUCUGAGCCUCCCAAGCAAGAUUACAUCCAUGUCAGAGCUAGAAGGGGUCAAGCUACCGAUAGCCACAGUCUAGCAGAGCGAGCCAGGAGAGAAAAGAUCAGUGAGAGGAUGAAGAUUCUGCAAGACUUGGUCCCAGGAUGUAACAAGGUUAUUGGGAAAGCACUUGUCCUUGAUGAGAUAAUUAAUUACAUCCAGUCACUGCAGCGUCAAGUUGAGUUCUUGUCGAUGAAACUUGAAGUAGUCAAUUCAAGGGUGAGCUCCCCCAUUGAGGGAUUUCCUCCUAAAGAGCUGGCGCCGACAUUUGAUGCAACUGGGAUGAUUUUUGGGACACAAGGAACAAGGGAAUAUGUGCAAGUAUCCCAACCCGAAUGGCUUCAUAUGCAGAUCGGCAAUUGCUUUGACCGAGCUCCAUGAUUUAACCAUCACCCCCUAUUAAUUUGCAACUAGGGUUUCAGCUGCAUAUUAGACUCCUUCAUCAUCUUUAAUCGGAGGAGAAUUUGAUCAUUGCUUUCCACCAUCUAUGGCAGUCUUCUAUCCUGACAACCAUUCGUAAAACCAUAGUUGUGUAGAAAUGUGGUGUCUUCUUUCUGUUUCGGCUAAUUUAGUUUACUGUAAUUUGUUGUAUUGGUGUUAAAAAAGCCUUAUAGGGUGAUUGUAAUCAGAAAGAACUGUUCCCUAUUCCUCGUCAUCAAUUCAAUCUGCUGAUACAAAUUAUAUAGAAA